Ostertagia ostertagi is the source of this 1047-nucleotide messenger RNA. Lineage: Eukaryota; Metazoa; Nematoda; Chromadorea; Rhabditida; Trichostrongylidae. The record is from the annotation of a GenBank genome assembly.
AGAAAUAUUGGUUACCUUUCCCCAAUUGGUAAAAUCGCUGGUCGAGUACUUAUCACAAGGUAUCGCUUGAGGUUUGAAGCCAGCGAUGGUAUUUGCCAAUUUGACGUACCUCUGGGUUGUAUUUCCAAAGUAGAAAAAGUUGGACAUUCCACUGUUAGUCGAGGUGAACAUGCGUAUGGUAUACUGAUAGGAUGUAAGGAUAUGCGACAUAUACGGUUCACUUGUCACCCUGCUACCCACAGCAGGCGUCCAAUGUUUGAUGCCUUACUUCGUUAUGCAUUUCCAGUUACGAAUAAACUGCCUCUCUACGCGUUUCUGUAUGCGAUUUCACUACGAGAAUCAUCACCACCAGCACCUGGUUCAAGGCCAUCGAUUGACGGCUGGACAUUGUAUGACGCAAAAGUGGAGUUGAACAGGCUUGGCGUACCGAAUGAGCAGUGGGCCUUGAGUCUACUCAAUCAUAACUACGACUUCGCAGACACCUACCCCAGACUGUUGGCGAUACCAACCGCUGUUGAGGCGAAAGGUCGUGAGUUCAUUGAGAGGGUUGGUGAAUAUCGUAGUCGACAACGGAUUCCAGUGUUGAGCUGGUUGCAUCCUGUCACGCAAGCGUCAAUCACACGCUGUUCGCAACCCAUGUCGGGCAUGACCAACAGGAAAUGUGCAGAGGAUGAGUGGUUUUUGAAGCAGAUCGUUCUUGCAAAUGCAAAUGCUCAUCAGCUGCUGAUCUUUGAUGCCCGUCCAAUUGUAAAUGCCAAAGUAAACAAAGCGAAAGGUGGAGGAUACGAGGAGUCGUAUGAAGAAUGUGCCUUGCUAUUUCUCAACAUUCAUAAUAUUCACGUUGUCCGGGAAUCUCUGCGCAAAUUGAAAGACUGCCUGUUCCCUCGUGUGGAUGAGAAGAAUUAUUUGAAGUUAUUAGAUGAGUCUAAAUGGCUGAAUCACAUUCAGUCGAUCAUAGAAGGCGCUGCACAAAUUGUCUCCGAAGUUGAACGUAAUCGUAAUUCGGUACUUGUUCACUGCUCUGAUGGUUGGGAUCGAACAGCUCAG